UAACAGCAAAGCCAAAAACGCGACAGAGCAAAUCAUGCGUCGGCGCUCUUUAUUAAUUUUCCAGCUACAGGGAACGAAGUGCGCUCUCUGCAAGCCCCGCCCUCCCUUCUUGAUAGGGCGCGAGGUGCCGUCUCCAGGGUAACUCCUCCCUUUCCCCCGCCCAGAGGCGGCCUUGGGGGCGGGGCUUCGCGCCCAGAGCUCAGAGCACGCGGAGCCGAGAGCUAAGCGCACAGGGAUCCCGGCGUUCUCCUCGCCUGGCGUGAGACGUACUCUGGCCGGAGCCUGGCAUGCUGGGAACUGUAGUUGCCGACCGCCGCCCCGCACCUGGCGGGCAGUAAAAACUGCCAGGUUCGGCUCCAUUUAUGGCACAGGGUGUGCAACACCGAGUGGUUGUGAAGAGGCCUUGUGGGGAGGAACACAGGGUCGUCCCGAGAAGCAACUAAGCACGUCCGGCCGGGCGAGCGCCCAAGCAGGUCGCCGCCCCCGGUCACGUGUCCUCAGCCUCCGCAGGCGCGCGCCGCUCCCCCGAACCGUUCCCGCCCCAGCCCGCCCCGCCCGGCUCCGCCGUGGGCCCGCGCCUUCGCCGGCGCUGCUGCCACCUCGCGCUCGGAGGCGUCAGGGAACGUGCUCUCCGCCCCUUCUCCUCCUCCUGUCUUUCUCCCCCUCCCCCUCCCCCUCCCGCGCCGAGACUCGCCGCCGCCGCCGCAGCAGGAGUAGCCGCCGCCGGAGCCGCGCGCAGCCAUGGCCGAGAACCCCAGUUUGGAGAACCACCGCAUCAAGAGCUUCAAGAACAAGGGCCGCGAUGUGGAAACAAUGCGAAGACACAGAAAUGAAGUGACAGUUGAACUGCGGAAGAACAAAAGAGAUGAACACUUAUUGAAAAAGAGAAAUGUUCCCCAGGAAGAAAGUUUAGAAGAUUCAGAUGUUGAUGCUGAUUUUAAAGCACAAAAUGUAACACUAGAAGCUAUAUUGCAGAAUGCCACAAGUGAUAAUCCCGUGGUCCAGCUGAGUGCUGUCCAGGCAGCAAGAAAACUCUUAUCCAGUGACAGAAACCCACCAAUUGAUGAUCUAAUAAAAUCUGGGAUUUUACCAAUUCUAGUCAAAUGUCUGGAAAGGGAUGAUAAUCCUUCAUUACAGUUCGAAGCUGCUUGGGCAUUAACUAAUAUAGCAUCAGGAACAUCCACACAGACUCAAGCUGUUGUACAGUCUAAUGCAGUACCUCUUUUUCUGAGACUUCUCCAUUCACCACAUCAAAAUGUUUGUGAACAAGCAGUAUGGGCUUUGGGAAACAUUAUAGGUGAUGGUCCUCAAUGUAGAGAUUAUGUCAUAUCACUGGGAGUUGUCAAACCUCUUCUGUCCUUCAUCAAUCCCUCCAUUCCCAUCACCUUCCUUCGGAACGUCACAUGGGUCAUUGUCAAUCUCUGCAGGAAUAAGGAUCCCCCACCGCCUAUGGAGACAGUUCAGGAGAUUUUGCCAGCUUUAUGUGUCCUCAUAUACCAUACAGACAUAAAUAUUCUGGUAGACACGGUCUGGGCUCUGUCCUACCUGACAGACGGCGGCAAUGAGCAGAUACAGAUGGUCAUCGACUCCGGGGUCGUGCCGUUUCUUGUGCCCCUUCUGAGCCACCAGGAAGUGAAAGUUCAAACAGCAGCACUCAGAGCAGUUGGCAACAUAGUGACGGGCACCGACGAGCAGACCCAGGUUGUCCUCAACUGUGACGUGCUGUCACACUUCCCAAACCUCCUGUCACACCCAAAGGAAAAGAUAAAUAAGGAAGCAGUGUGGUUCCUUUCCAACAUAACAGCAGGCAACCAGCAACAAGUCCAAGCUGUAAUAGAUGCUGGAUUAAUCCCGAUGAUAAUUCAUCAGCUUGCUAAGGGAGACUUUGGAACACAAAAAGAAGCUGCUUGGGCCAUCAGCAAUUUAACAAUAAGUGGCAGAAAAGAUCAGGUUGAGUACCUUGUGCAGCAGAAUGUAAUACCACCAUUCUGUAAUUUACUGGCAGUAAAAGAUUCUCAAGUGGUUCAGGUGGUUCUAGACGGUCUAAAAAACAUUCUGAUAAUGGCUGGCGAUGAAGCAAGCACAAUAGCUGAGAUAAUAGAGGAGUGUGGAGGUUUGGAGAAAAUUGAAGUUUUGCAGCAACAUGAAAAUGAAGACAUAUAUAAAUUAGCGUUUGAAAUCAUAGAUCAGUAUUUCUCUGGUGAUGAUAUUGAUGAAGAUCCCAGCCUCAUUCCUGAAGCAACACAAGGAGGUACUUACAAUUUUGACCCAACAGCCAACCUUCAAACAAAAGAAUUUAAUUUUUAAGUUCAACUGAGUGCAGCAUCUUUCCCACAUUGAAUAUGAAGCACCACCAGGUGGCUACCAAAUGAUAAGAACAGCGGUGACCGCGGCUCCAAACACACACGCCUCUUCAUUUUGAUGCUUCUGAAGCAGUGGUUCUCAACCUUCCUAGUGCCACAGUGUAUUUUCAUUGUUAUAAAGGGGCCGCGACCCACAGGUUGAGAACUGCUGUUCUAAAGCAAGCCAUGUCUCAGUCACUUUGCAGUUGCCAAAAGUCACUCUCACGUGGACUGUAAAUGCAUAUGCAUGAUUUCCUCAACUGUUUUACAAUUCUCCUUAACAAUCUCAACUAUCCUAUUUUUCCCUGUUCCCUGGUGCCACACACUGAUAACUACAGUCUCCAAUUCAGAAAACUUCCAUAGUGGUGGUGUAACGGCUGCCCACUGAUACUCCGUUGGAAGAUGGUGCACUGUGGAUCCAGGCACUUCGGUGUGAUGUGUGUACACGUCAGAAGACUGGGAGGCGCAGUGUGAGCCGAGCCUCCCUCACUGUCCUCCACAAACAGACUUUCAUAUUUCUUAUGUGGAAGAAUAGACUUUAAAGUACAAGCCAAAUGAUUUUCAUUGGUGGAACUGACACAAAAAACAUAACUUAAAAACAAGAAACUUGGUUAUUGAUUAAACAAAUAAGUUUUAAAAA
Messenger RNA from Nycticebus coucang (slow loris), 2982 nucleotides. RefSeq names its product karyopherin subunit alpha 3 (gene KPNA3). Bases 742 to 2307 code for a protein of 521 amino acids. The record is from RefSeq and is a predicted model, not a curated record. The transcript is spliced from 17 exons. Lineage: Eukaryota; Metazoa; Chordata; Mammalia; Primates; Lorisidae. Gene Ontology annotation, cellular component: cytoplasm; nucleus; nucleoplasm. Gene Ontology annotation, biological process: NLS-bearing protein import into nucleus. Gene Ontology annotation, molecular function: nuclear import signal receptor activity; protein binding.